Molecule: messenger RNA, 576 nt
Organism: Trichomonas vaginalis G3
Lineage: Eukaryota; Parabasalia; Trichomonadida; Trichomonadidae
Product: protein kinase protein
Exons: 1
Coding region: 1-576 (191 amino acids)
Biological process (GO): protein phosphorylation
Molecular function (GO): ATP binding; protein kinase activity
Source: RefSeq, a predicted model, not a curated record
AUGGCGUAUCUUCAAAUGGAGCUUGCUGAGUUUGGUUCAAUUCGCCCGCGCUACUUAAAACUCCCCACACAAGAGAUCUGGAAGGUUUUUGCUCACAUAAUCUCAGCAGUAGCGUAUAUACACUCAAAAUCGUACAUGCAUUUAGAUAUUUCACCAUCAAAUAUCUUACAAUGUUCUCAUCCAAUUGUCGGAAAUAUAUACAAACUAGCGGACUUCGGAACAACGCUACCCGUAGAUAAUUUUAAAGAGGAUUUUGAAGGUGCAGGACCAUAUGUAUCUCCAGAAACACUUCAGUAUCCCAAUACUGAAUAUCCGGUUUCUUCUCCAACAGAUAUUUUUAGCUUGGGUGUAGUAUUGCUUGAAAUGGUCACUCGUAAAUAUGCUCCUCGUGCUUUUCCAGCAUAUGGCGAUCUUAGGUCAGGCAAAUAUGAUUUUUCUAAAAUACCAAAAGAAUUUUCGUUCAUUUCACAAAUGCUAGCUCCAAACCCAAUGGAAAGACCUACCGCUGAGCAGUUAUUGAAGUUGGAUGGCGUUCAAAGAGAACUUAAUUUACUUCAUCCAUAUGUUGACUUUUAA